Messenger RNA from Monosiga brevicollis MX1, 1782 nucleotides. RefSeq lists its product as uncharacterized. The record is from RefSeq and is a predicted model, not a curated record. The coding region runs from base 1 to 1782 and encodes 593 amino acids. The transcript is spliced from 4 exons. Lineage: Eukaryota; Choanoflagellata; Craspedida; Salpingoecidae.
AUGGCGGCGGCCGCGGGAAGUGGGCGCAUGCCUUGGCGGGAGACGCUGGCGUGGGCUGGGUUGAGUGGCAGCACAUCAAGCAGCAACGGCAGUGGUGGUGGGGGUCCGAGGUAUUUUCACUACACGGCGCGCGGGUAUGAGCCGGCUGCCAAACAAGAUCAAGCCGCCCCAGGAACGCCCAAGCUGGAUCAGCAACCCUUGGACAUCUCCAUCACCCACUCACCCGCCAGUCAGGCAUCAACUGCAUCAGAACCUGCAUCCCCGCUCCCUGCAGCUCCACCUCCUCGCGCGCGCAUUCCCGCCGGCCCGGCCGUACAAGUUGGCUCGCGCUACACCUAUCCCUGGCGAGAGCCCGACUUUGCUGCUGCUCUCACCAAUGACCACAGUGAUGAUGAUGAUGAUGAUGAUGAUAAUAAUGGCAACAUUGCCCCUGAUGCCGUUGACCUAGUUGACGCCAAGACUGGUGGCAACGUCAAUGGUUCAGCUCUGCACUCUGGUCAUGACCCUGUGGAUCAGAAAGCCCCCGACCACGCGAGUCAGGCAGACCCGCCAGAAGCCAAUCACGCUGCUGACGCGCAGGCUGCGGAUGAGCGGGCUGCGCUUCAUGAGCUCUUGCAGAUGCAGCUUGAACCAACAGUCAGGCCCACCUUUGGGCAGCAAUAUAAGGAAGAUGAUGAUGAUGAUGACGACGAGGACGACGACGAGGAUGUCGACCAAGACCAAGAUCAAGACCACGGCGCCGAUGACAAGGCGAGGCGAGACGGCCCGGCGCAACGCAAAAGCAAUAAACAUUCAUCCUCGCAACCUGACAUUGCCCGCCGCCGCCGUCGUUUGUCACCUGCCUCACGACUCAAAGGCUUGUCGGACCGUGCAGAUGACGUUUCUGACCACGACCCGCACCCUGCUCACGCACAUAGCGAUGACGAUGAAAGCGAUGAUGAAUGCGCUUCAGGCCGCUGCCGUCACCGUCAUCUCUAUCAGGAUCGCUUGGCAUAUCGCGCUCAAGCACGUCACAGUGCAAAAGUCAAGGCUCCGAGUCGUCGCCCUCGUCAAGAAGCAGCCGGGUCGAAGCCUGCCUCCAAGACCCAUGGUACCGCCGAAGCAUCGCGCGUGCUCAAGUCAACUCGUCCCUUGCGCGGCCAAACCUUCGACGAUUGGGCCCGCGCCAAGGAUGAAGCACAGCGGCAAGCUCGACAUGCUGCUCGCGAAGCCGAGGUACGUCCCUUCUUUUCGACAUGUUGUUCCUGCUUUUGUCAUGUUCCGUUCUGCCGAUCGGUCUCAUCCAUGCUCCCCGGGAGCGGGUUACAGGCAGAGCAGGAUCGCAAGGAGGCCGAGCGCCUGGCUGCUGAACGCCGCCAGCGCCAGCGCGCUGAAGACAUGUUUUUCCUCUGGCUUAAUGGGAAGAAUAAAGAAGAUCGCGAACGCGAACAACAAGAGCUGGACGCUGCGGCUGCGGCACAAGCUGCUGAGGAAGAACGCCAACAACGCAAAGCGGAACGCGAUCGUCAACAGAAGAAAUCGCAGCUUGGCGGCGCAGCCACCACCCACGCGCGGAGUGCCAGCCCGCGUCCAGCAUGGCAGGGGCCAUUGGAUGACGUUGAUACAAAGCCGGCCAAGACCCCAGGGGCUAAGCAGCACACACGGCGAUCGUCAGCCACAAGGCGUGGCCAAUCUUCGAGACGGUCCUCGUCCGUCCAAGGGGAAGGCUCCGUGGUGCUCUCACCACCAUUGCUGUGGCAAGCACGGCUCUAUGCCGAGCAGACUCGUCAGCCGUACAGGUGA